This is a messenger RNA of Salvelinus namaycush (lake trout), 609 nucleotides long. Its product is annotated as protein lin-28 homolog A-like. Gene Ontology annotation, molecular function: nucleic acid binding; zinc ion binding. The coding region runs from base 1 to 609 and encodes 202 amino acids. The record is from RefSeq and is a predicted model, not a curated record. NCBI's taxonomy places the organism in Eukaryota, Metazoa, Chordata, Actinopteri, Salmoniformes, Salmonidae. The transcript has 4 exons.
AUGGGUUCUGUCUCUAACCAGGAAUUCCCAGGAGUCUGCAAGACCGAAGAGGAUGAAGGACCAAGCACCGAGGAGGACUCGGAAUCUUUCCACGGUGUUGGCGUAUGUAAAUGGUUCAACGUGCGCAUGGGCUUUGGGUUUUUGUCUAUGACCAACAGAGAGGGGGUCCCGCUCGAGUCUCCGGUCGAUGUGUUCGUCCAUCAGAGUAAGCUGCACAUGGAGGGCUUCCGCAGCUUGAAGGAGGGCGAGGCGGUAGAGUUCACUUUCAAGAAGUCAGCCAAAGGCCUGGAGUCCCAGAGAGUCACUGGGCCGGAGGGAACACACUGUGUGGGCAGCGAGAGGAGACCCAAAGGCAAGAGCGUCCAGAAACGCCGCUCCAAAGGAGAUAGGUGCUACAACUGCGGAGGCCUGGACCACCAUGCCAAGGAGUGCAAGUUGCCACCCCAGCCUAAGAAGUGCCAUUUCUGCCAGAGCAUUGCCCACAUGGUCGCCAACUGCCCAAUCAAAGCACAGCAGUCCUCGCCACGUUCUCAGGGAAAGCCCUCCUCCUUGAAAGGAGACGAGGAGGAACACGGCCACUCGCCCCCGUCCCCCGUGAGCUCCGAUUGA